Molecule: messenger RNA, 678 nt
Organism: Akanthomyces muscarius
Lineage: Eukaryota; Fungi; Ascomycota; Sordariomycetes; Hypocreales; Cordycipitaceae
Exons: 1
Coding region: 1-678 (225 amino acids)
Molecular function (GO): hydrolase activity
Source: RefSeq, a predicted model, not a curated record
AUGUUGAACCCGAUUAUUCUCUGCUGUCUUGCUACUCUAGCAGCUGCGGCACCACUGACUGGCAGUUGCAACGACUACGCCCUUCUCGACGCUCGUGGUACUUUUGAACCUCAGGGCCCCUCUGCUGGAUUCAAUAUCAUGGUCGCCAGCACUCUUUCUGCUCUUCCCGGUGGAGUUGAGUAUGAUGUGGUGUACCCGGCUUCCCCCGAUAUUUCGCAGAACAGUACCUUCAUCGGCUCCGAGGAUAUCCAAAACUACAUCAACAACGGCUACGCGGCCUGUCCUGACCAGAAGUACGCGCUCUUGGGAUACUCACAAGGCGCCACUGUUGUUCUCGAGGCAUUGCAGGCCUUGUCUGGUUCGAAGCCCGGCCAGCAGAUAAAGGCAGUUCUGUUGAUCGGAAAUCCCUACCAGGUCAGUGGCCAAGCCACGACAGUGGAUGAAAACAAUGGCAACAUUACCCGUGGUUUUGAUGGUGCCCUGCUGCCACUGGCUGGCAGUCUCAGCUUAGACCCUAAGCUACCCCAAGAUGGCACGGCUUUGAACAUCUGCUAUAUUGGAGAUCCUGUCUGCACAGGUCUUGCGUUUGCCGUUACAAGUGGUUUGCAUCUUGCUUAUCCUCUCGACGCGGCCGUGCAGCAGCUAGGAGCGAAACACCUCCUUGCAAGGCUUAGUUAG